Messenger RNA from Aaosphaeria arxii CBS 175.79, 1128 nucleotides. Its product is annotated as NAD(P)-binding protein. Gene Ontology annotation, molecular function: oxidoreductase activity, acting on the CH-OH group of donors, NAD or NADP as acceptor. The record is from RefSeq and is a predicted model, not a curated record. Lineage: Eukaryota; Fungi; Ascomycota; Dothideomycetes; Pleosporales. The transcript has 4 exons. The coding region runs from base 1 to 1128 and encodes 375 amino acids.
AUGUCAUCUUUCACAGCUCCCGAGCAGGCCACAAGGCCCAUUGCACGUGUGGCACAUCUUCCCAUCGAUGCACUCAAAUUCGCAUUGAAUGAGCCAAUUGUUACCGGUGGUCUUCUUUAUCUUCUGACGCGAGGUCCGUCUCAUAUUAGAGAUAAAAUGCUACAGCCUUUGCAGCCGUAUCUCCUAUCAAAAAAUCGGGAUGCUAGGUUGAAGUCUCUGGUCGUCAUUCUGCAAGCUCUUACUGCACUUGGCCUUGCAAAGCGUGUAAACAGAGCGUUGAACAGGCUAGCUCUGAACAAUUGGACACUGGGUCGCCCCGGUACACCGUUUCGAUUUGGUUCAACGAAGGAAGAGGUGGUGCUCAUCACCGGAGGUAGCUCUGGGUUUGGUUUCGAGAUGGUCAAGCUCUUUGCAGAGAAGGCACGAGUGAUCGUUCUGGACAUCAUGCCCGGCGUAUUCUAUUAUGAAUGCGAUGUUACUGAUACCCCCGCAGUUGUAUCCCUCUGCCAUGAAAUUCGGCGAAGUCACGGGAAUCCUACUGUGUUGAUCAAUAACGCCGGAAUUGGUAUUGGAAAGACAGUACUCGAGACUACCAACGAACAGUGUGAGAAGCUGUUCAAAGUCAACUUGAUCUCUCACUUCGUGUUGAUCAGAGAAUUUCUUCCAGGCAUGCUUCAAAAGAAACGAGGUCACAUAGUUACGAUAGCAUCGAUGGCUUCAUUCGUCGCAGCUCCUGGCCUACUAGAUUACUGUUGUUCGAAAGUGGGAGCAUUGUAUCUCAGUGAUGGUAUUCGGGCAGAGUGCUUGUCUCGUUAUCCAGGUGGUGAAGGCAUUUGUACAACAAGCGUUCAUCCGUCCUGGCAUACUACGGGCAUUCUGAAGGGUGCUGAAAAGACGCUUAACAAACACGGUAUCUACCCCGAUCCACCCAUCAACGUAGCAAGGGUAGUUUUCAAUCAAGUCCUGGCUGGAAAGAGUGGGAGGAUUCAUGUUCCGGCUUCGGAAGAAGGAAAGGCUGGAGCUAGAAACUGGCCUCUCUGGGUUCAGGACAUACUUAUGGGAUAUGUCUUCAAAAGAAAGGAUAGCUUCGGCUUCGGGUCCAACGAUGACUCUAAAAUGAUCAAGUAA